UCCUUUGAAAUGGCGUAAUAGCAACUUAAUUAACAAUUCAUCUCGUAAUUGUGGUCUUUUGUAGACGAGUCAUACCAGGUCAGCUGAAAUAUCACGCUGAGUUUUAGGUCUUAUGUGAGAAACUCAACUCGCUCGUGAAAACGUGAAUAAUUACUUAAAACGUAAACCCGUUGCUUAGAACCGUGCGUCAAACGCCUUAAUUGGAAGCGUUAUCGCUCGAGAAUUAAAGAGUUUGCUGCGCGAAGCGGGGGCAAGCGGGAAAAGCGAGGACAUCUUUUCUCGUGCUUCGCUACGCUCGAGAGCCGGCAGAUGGUGUAGUUGAAAUCUUGGCACGCACUCACUGUGAAUUUAAAAUGAUGCUAGUUGCGAAGUCCGAACUUUGAUCCGCUUGUCUAAAUGGGAUCCACUUGUACCAAAGCUCCGAGAAAGGAUCAAAAUAGCAAGUACAGCCUACAAAAUCGAGCGGAUGAUUCUUCAGCAGAUACAGUACAGCCGCAUAUUCACGUGACGUCAAUACCAGUGGACUGCGCAUGCGAAUCCAACUGCAAUGACAACGAAGUGUGUAAUGACUGUGAUGGUUACACAACACACGAUCCUACCAGCUAUUCUCCAGAAAAAGCUUCAGUUCUCGCCGUGUCAAGAUUGCGUGAAAUCAUGGAUCAACUGGAUACUGGAAAGGGUUUGUCAGCCACAGAUAUGAAACAGGAACUAGGAAUCGCUGUCGCUAUGUUGGACAAAGCAUCGGUAGCAGCGACACCGGUACCUCUACGGGAUUACAGGGGGUCCACGAGCGCAUUGAGUGAGCUUGACGAUGAACUAGAGAGUAGCCUUUAUUCCGAUGACGUCAAUGAGGAGGUGCGAGAAUGGAUCGCUACGACGUUUGCGCGAAGUACUCCAGGUCUGCGCAGAAAGAGCAUAGCCAGGAGGCAUACGUUUCGCAGCGUGGUACAGGCAGUAAAAGCAAGUCUUUACGUGAAAAGGAUAUAUCAAAAUAUGGCAAUAAAAUCGAAAUUUCAAGUUCCAGAGGAAGUUCAACAAUAUUUUAGGAAUUUAGACAAGUGGACGUUUGAUCCCUUUAAGUUUAGUGACCUGACCUCUGGAAAUCCCCUCCGUUACCUGGGCCACGAAUUAUUCACUCGUUACGAUCUCCUAGCGAAGUUUAAGAUAACAUCUCCAACGCUGGAUCGUUUUCUGGUAGCAAUAGAGGACGCAUACAAGAAACCUGGGAAUCGUUAUCACAACGAGUUUCACGCAGCAGACGUAACGCACUCUGUGCAUUAUUUCCUGUCACGUGUUGGACUCAUGCAUUGUAUGAGUGACUUAGAAAUAUUUGGAUUAUUACUCUCUGCCAUUAUACACGACGUGGAUCAUACGGGAACUACAAACAACUUUCACGUUAACUCCAGAUCCGAACUCGCGUUGCUGUACAAUGAUCGAUGUGUGUUGGAGAAUCACCAUUUGUGCUGUGCAUUUACGCUUUUGAAAUCGCGAGAGCUAGACAUCCUUGCAAGUUUGACUCCAGAACAGUACAGUGAAUUACGUACCCUAGUCGUAGACAUGGUACUAGCGACCGACAUGUCAUCGCACUUUGAACAACUCAGAGCCAUGAAAGCCACUCUUACAGUCCUCGGAAGUCAAGUAGAAAAGAGUCAAGCAUUAGAGUAUAUUCUUCAUGUGGCUGACAUUAGCAAUCCAGCGAAGGAUUGGGAACUACAUCGACAAUGGACUUCUCGCAUCAUGGAAGAAUUCUUUUGUCAAGGAGAUCGUGAACUUGAAAUGGGAUUGCCAAUAUCUCCACUGUGCGAUCGUUCCGUUACUUGUAUUCCAGAGAGUCAGCUAGGUUUUAUCGAGUUUGUUGUCACGCCAGCAUUUGACGUGUGUAGCGAGAUGCUGGACUUGUUACUGGAAACGAAGACAUCACAGGCUGCGGCAGAUCUUGGCAUAGAGGGGUUUGGAGGCAAGGAGAGAGCCUGGGUGGCACCUCUGGCUGAUAACAGGCGAAGAUGGAAGGAACAGUGCCAGUCCUCUACAAGAGGAAUGGCAGAAGCCCGUUCACCAUCAAACCUAAGCUUACUGAGCCGGUCUUCGGUUGGCGUGACCGAAGACGAGAACAAGAACAAACAGAGUCCAAGAAAUAGCAAGCCUCUCCUGACUCCAAUUAUCUCCUAACACUACCCCUCAGAGGAGUAGUGGAAGCAUCGCCCCAGGUCUCGAGCGGGAGACAAAAAUUCAGGCGCCCACCGACUGCAUGAAUUUUGGGCCAUCUAUGGAUAACCUUAUUUUUAUGUCUCCUGUCGGUUUAACCGAAAUCUGUCAGCAAUCACACAACUUACGCGUUGUGCAACUUUACACAAGUCCCCGCCUGUUGUCAGUGGAGUUGUACUCUCACAGAGGCCUGUGAACGAGGUGCAACUCUCGGACUUACGGUGUUACUUGUAAGUCCAUGCGAUCUUGCCACCAUAUAUCUGGCGAGGCCACAAAGCAUUGAUAAUCAUUUUUAUGAUGGCAGAUGAAAUAGGCCGAUAGGGGAAAAGAAGUAAGGGGUAAGAAAGG
Messenger RNA from Stylophora pistillata, 2553 nucleotides. Its product is annotated as dual specificity calcium/calmodulin-dependent 3',5'-cyclic nucleotide phosphodiesterase 1. Gene Ontology annotation, biological process: signal transduction. The record is from RefSeq and is a predicted model, not a curated record. Gene Ontology annotation, molecular function: 3',5'-cyclic-nucleotide phosphodiesterase activity. Lineage: Eukaryota; Metazoa; Cnidaria; Anthozoa; Scleractinia; Pocilloporidae.